Messenger RNA from Calypte anna (Anna's hummingbird), 4515 nucleotides. It is a transcript of the gene ATP11B, whose product is annotated as ATPase phospholipid transporting 11B (putative). NCBI's taxonomy places the organism in Eukaryota, Metazoa, Chordata, Aves, Apodiformes, Trochilidae. The record is from RefSeq and is a predicted model, not a curated record. Bases 47 to 3466 code for a protein of 1139 amino acids. The transcript has 31 exons. Gene Ontology annotation, biological process: phospholipid translocation. Gene Ontology annotation, molecular function: magnesium ion binding; ATPase-coupled intramembrane lipid carrier activity; ATP hydrolysis activity. Gene Ontology annotation, cellular component: plasma membrane; trans-Golgi network; recycling endosome.
UGCCCAGGGGGCCCCGCCGCGGGGGCCGCGACCCGCGCCGCCGGGGAUGCUGCGGUGGGUCCGGCAGCAGCUGGGUUUUGACCCACCGCAUCAAAGCGAUACAAGAACUAUUUAUAUAGCAAAUCGUUUUCCCCAGCAUGGCCAUUAUGUUCCUCAGAAGUUUGCAGACAACAGAAUUAUAUCAUCCAAGUAUACAGUGUGGAAUUUUGUUCCAAAAAACUUAUUUGAGCAGUUCAGAAGAGUAGCCAACUUUUAUUUUCUGAUUAUAUUUUUGGUGCAGCUCAUGAUAGAUACCCCUACCAGUCCUAUUACUAGUGGAUUGCCAUUAUUCUUCGUAAUAACUGUGACAGCCAUAAAACAGGGUUAUGAAGACUGGCUACGACACAAAGCAGACAAUGAAGUAAACGGUGCUCCAGUUUACGUCGUUCGAAGCGGUGGCCUUGUGAAAACCAGAUCUAAAAACAUUCGGGUGGGGGACAUUGUCAGAGUAGCCAAAGAUGAGACUUUUCCUGUUGAUCUGGUGCUUCUGUCAUCUGAUCGAGUCAAUGGCUCAUGCCAUGUUACUACUGCAAGUUUGGAUGGAGAGACCAAUCUUAAGACGCAUAUUGCAGUCCCAGAAACAGCAGUGUUACAGUCUGUUGCCAACCUGGACAAACUUGUAGCUGUUAUAGAAUGUCAGCAGCCAGAAGCAGAUCUAUACAGAUUUGUUGGGAGAAUAACUGUAAGUCAACAAACUGAAGAAAUCGUGCGACCUCUUGGGCCUGAAAGUCUCUUACUUCGUGGAGCAAGAUUAAAAAACACUAAAGAAAUAUUUGGUGUUGCAGUGUAUACAGGUAUGGAGACAAAGAUGGCAUUAAACUACAAGAGUAAAUCUCAGAAGCGGUCAGCAGUAGAAAAGUCCAUGAAUUCCUUUUUGAUUAUUUAUCUAAUAAUCCUCCUCUUUGAAGCCGUUUUGAGUACUAUUUUAAAGUAUGCCUGGCAAGCUGAAGAAAAAUGGGAUGAGCCUUGGUAUAAUGAAAAAACAGAGCAUGAAAGAAACAGCAGCAAGAUUCUGCGAUUUAUUUCAGAUUUUCUUGCUUUUCUGGUACUUUACAAUUUCAUCAUACCAAUUUCGCUCUAUGUGACUGUUGAGAUGCAGAAAUUUCUUGGAUCUUUUUUUAUUGGCUGGGAUCUUGAUCUGUAUCAUGAAGAAACAAACCAGAGAGCACAAGUAAAUACUUCAGACCUCAAUGAGGAGCUGGGACAGGUAGAGUAUGUGUUUACAGACAAAACCGGUACAUUAACUGAAAAUGAGAUGCAGUUUCGGGAGUGCUCCAUUAAUGGCAUAAAGUACCAAGAGGUCAAUGGUAAACUAACUCCAGAGGGGUUUUCUGAAGAUUCUCCAGAUGGAAAUAGGCAUAGUUUGAUGAAGGAGGAAGAACUCUUCUUGAAAGCAGUUUGUCUUUGUCAUACAGUGCAGAUCAAUGCAGAUCAGACAGAUGGUGCUGAUGGUCCCUGGCAUGCCAAUGGACUAACAUCCCCACUGGAGUAUUAUGCUUCUUCACCAGAUGAGAAAGCUUUAGUUGAAGCUGCAAGCCGAGUUGGAGUAGUAUUUACUGGAACUAAUGGGGACAGUAUGGAAGUAAAAAGCCUGGGAAAACCAGAACGGUAUAAAUUGCUUCAUGUUUUGGAAUUUGAUCCAAAUCGCAGACGAAUGAGUGUCAUUGUAGAGAGUCCUUCAGGGGAAAAGCUUUUAUUCACAAAGGGAGCAGAAUCUUCCAUUCUUCCUCGCAGUAAGAGUGGAGAAAUAGACAAAACAAGGAUACAUGUGGAUGAAUUUGCAUUGAAAGGACUAAGAACUUUGUGCGUAGCCUACAGAAGAUUCACACCUGAGGAGUACCAAGAAAUUGGCAAACGCCUUCAGGAGGCCAGGACUGCCUUACAGCAACGGGAAGAAAGAUUAGCAGAUGUAUUCAACUUCAUAGAAAGGGAUCUGGAGUUACUUGGGGCUACAGGAGUAGAAGACAAACUGCAGGAAAAAGUCCAAGAAACAAUAGAAGCGCUCAGGUUGGCUGGUAUCAAGGUGUGGGUACUCACUGGAGAUAAGCACGAAACGGCUGUCAGUGUCAGUCUGUCCUGUGGACACUUCCACAGAACCAUGAACAUCCUUGAGCUUGUGCAGCACAAGUCAGACAGUACAUGUGCAGAGCAACUGAGGCAGCUAGCCAAGAGAAUAAAGGAAGACCAUGUUAUCCAGCAUGGCCUAGUUGUGGAUGGGACCAGCCUCUCUCUUGCACUCAGGGAACAUGAAAAACUGUUCAUGGAAGUUUGCAAAAACUGUUCUGCAGUGUUGUGCUGUCGCAUGGCACCCCUUCAGAAAGCAAAGGUAGUGCGACUGUUAAAAACGUCUCCUGAGAAACCCAUAACAUUAGCAAUUGGUGAUGGUGCUAAUGAUGUGAGCAUGAUACAAGAAGCUCAUGUUGGCAUAGGAAUCAUGGGCAAGGAAGGAAGACAAGCUGUAAGAAACAGUGACUAUGCAAUAGCACGGUUUAAAUUCCUCUCCAAGUUGCUUUUUGUUCAUGGGCAUUUUUACUAUGUUAGAAUAGCAACCCUUGUACAGUACUUUUUUUAUAAGAAUGUGUGCUUUAUUACACCACAAUUUUUAUAUCAGUUCUUCUGUUUGUUUUCACAACAAACGCUGUAUGACAGUGUAUACCUGACUUUGUACAAUAUUUGUUUCACUUCCUUGCCUGUCCUCAUAUACAGUCUUUUUGAGCAGCAUGUGCAUCCGCAUGUAUUACAGAGUAAACCUGUGCUCUAUCGGGACAUCAGUAAAAAUGCCCAUCUUGGGUUUAAACCAUUUCUCUACUGGACCAUCUUGGGCUUCAUUCAUGCGUUUGUUUUCUUUUAUGGCUCAUAUCUUCUAAUGGGAGAAGACACCUCUCUGCUGGGAAAUGGCCAGAUGUUUGGAAACUGGACAUUUGGCACUCUGGUCUUCACUGUUAUGGUCAUAACGGUUACAAUGAAGAUGGCACUAGAAACUCACUUCUGGACAUGGAUAAACCAUUUUGUUACUUGGGGAUCCAUUGUAUUUUAUUUCCUAUUCUCCUUGUUUUAUGGGGGAAUUAUCUGGCCAUUUUUACAUACCCAGGACAUGUACUUUGUAUUUGUUCAACUGUUGUCAAGUGGUUCUGCUUGGUUUGCCAUAAUCCUCAUAGUAGUUGCUUGUUUGUUUCUUGAUGUUGUGAAGAAAGUGCUGUACAGACAUCUACAACCAACGAGUACUGAAAAAGCUCAGAUGUACUCCAACAGAGUUGCUUUAAGUGACGAGUUCAUCGCACUGCAGCCAUUGUCCAGGGCAAGGAAUCAGCUGAGCAAAAUUAGCUUACUGAGGCAGGUUCAGGUGUCAACUGCUUGGACUCCAUGUGCUGCUUCUCAGAUGGGGAAACAGCAUGCACAUCUCUUAGAAGAAUGCUGGAACGACUAAUGGGGAGGUGUAGUCCAACCCGGGUCAACAGAUCAUGGAGUUCAUCGGAUCCCUUCUAUGCCAACGACAGAAGCAUCUUGACUCUCUCCACAAUGGACUCAUCCACUUGUUAACAGGGACAUUUGUUAAUGCCUUGUGGAAGCCAUGUGGUGCUCACACACCUGUAGUGAGUUCAGUGCUACAUCCUUGCCCUAGGAAAGACUACUGAAUACAAAAUGGGGCUUGUCUUGUGGCCUAGCAUAAGUCAUCUGGACAGUAAUUGCUUCCAAGAUUUUUUUCUCAUUAUAUACACAAAUUGCUAAAUAAUUUUUUUUAAAGAGCGCUUUGACCUCUAACCACAUAUUAUUUUGUUACCAUGUGAGUGGAUUGGAAUCCUCCAUUUGAUACUUGAGAUGUCACUGUGUGAAGUGACAAAAUCUUUCUCCUCCUGUGAUCCAGUAGAAUUUGCACAAAGAAACUUCAAACAGUUGCAUUUUUCAUGAAGACCUUUCACUUUGAACACACACAUUAAUUUUGAGCUGUCUUAUGGUUAGUAGUUUGGAAAUCAGUUUCGUUUCCAUGGAUGGUUACUAUAGUCUAUACGCAAUUAGUUUAGUAAUUUUUGAGAGUACAGUGCAAUUCAAAUAUUUAUGCUGGUGUAUGAAUGGCAAGAUAUUAGUCAUUGCAUUGAAAAACACUAUUAACUUUUACAGUUUAAUAUUUUGGAAUAAUAAGGGGUAUAACAGGUCACUGUUCUCAAAUACAAUUCAGAAGCCAGUCAUCUUUUAUUAUGCCCUGUGUCUUUUGUUAACAGUUCUUGAUCUUGACAUGGAAAAAUAAGCAAGAAUUGGUGGAUUGCGUAGAAGUCUCACUAGCAUAAAUUUUUUGAAUUAUCCUUUUAAAGUUGGGGAAUUUUUGCAUGUUUUAUUCUUUUUCAUGUAUUUAUAUUUCGUCAUGUUGUACUUUGAAGAUACAAUUAAUGCUUACUUAUCUUCAUAUAUCUGAAGGAUCUGAGACAUUGAUGGCAAUGUUUUGAUACCUAAGUAUGCCAAUAAAAUAAAUUGCACAGA